Messenger RNA from Labrus bergylta (ballan wrasse), 746 nucleotides. The record is from RefSeq and is a predicted model, not a curated record. NCBI's taxonomy places the organism in Eukaryota, Metazoa, Chordata, Actinopteri, Labriformes, Labridae.
UGUUCUUUUGUUUAAACAAAUCUGUGUUUUCAAGAAAUGCGACGCAUCCAGUCUUACGGGGCUACCGGACGCUCCCUUACCCUGGGAGAGUGAAGACUUCCUGCGACCUGUCCUACAGGAUGACCUCCUGCUGCAGACAGACCCUGAGGAGCUCUGUAGUGUUGGGGGGUCAGUCCUGUCUACGUGCCCGUCUUCUGGGGGAGAGUCCCAUAAUGCAGUGCUGCAGAGGGCACAGGCCGCUGAGGAGAGAGCUCGUCGCUCGGAGGAGGCGCUGGCCCGAGCCAUGGAUGACCUUCACAAACUCAAGCUGCUGGCUCAGGGUUUGGUGCUGAACGCAGGGACGGGCAAAUCCGGCAACCUGGGCACCGUGGCCGAGCUCCGAGAGGACGAAGACGAGGCCUACUUCAGCUCCUACGGGCAUCACAGCAUCCACGAGGAGAUGCUGAAGGACAAAGUGCGCACAGAGAGCUACCGCAACUUCAUGUACCGCAACCCUGAAGUGUUCAAAGACAAGGUGGUGCUCGACGUUGGCUGCGGAACGUGCAUAUUGUCCAUGUUUGCUGCCAAAUCUGGGGCCAAGAAGGUCAUAGCAGUGGACCAAUCAGAAAUCAUCUAUCAGGCCAUGGACAUAGUCCGCUUCCUUGGUGCUCUGAUGCAGCAUGUGGUGUGUCGGUCCUGUGUCGACAGUUCAGCUGCUAACACCAGCCAGCUCUCAGUGUUGAUAAUGGAUGGCUGCGUCCCACAUA